This is a messenger RNA of Podospora pseudocomata, 1140 nucleotides long. RefSeq lists its product as uncharacterized. Gene Ontology annotation, biological process: nucleoside metabolic process. Gene Ontology annotation, molecular function: catalytic activity. Lineage: Eukaryota; Fungi; Ascomycota; Sordariomycetes; Sordariales; Podosporaceae. The transcript is spliced from 2 exons. Bases 1 to 1140 code for a protein of 379 amino acids. The record is from RefSeq and is a predicted model, not a curated record.
AUGACUCCGAAACGAACGUACCAAGAUGAAGAACCGUCUGCGAGCCUUCCGAAACGGCCAAGAAUCUUCGACACAUCCUCCAAUGGCAGCAUUUACCCAAACCACGAUGUGUACCCUCCACUUGUGCAUGGAGACUACACAAUCGCCUGGAUCUGUGCACUUCCCUUAGAACUGGCGGUAUCGCGUGCCAUGCUGGACGAGGAACACCCACUGCCACCCAACCAAGCCGGCGACGACAACAUCUACGUGCUCGGACGCAUAGACCAGCACAAUGUUGUCAUGACAUGUUUGCCGGGACAGUAUGGAACGAACAACGCCGCAAUCGUCGCGACAAACCUGAAGCGGAGUUUUCCGAGCAUUCGCGCUACCUUAAUGGUCGGCAUCGGCGGCGGAUCCCCUAGCCAGGCCGACUUGUACCUAGGUGAUGUUGUCGUCGGCACGAGGGUCAUGCAGUAUGACAUGGGCAAAGUGAUUGCGGGCGGCUCGUUCCAAGAAACGGCUGAUGCAAAGACUCCUUCGUGGCUACUGAACUCAGCUGUGUCCGCUCUACGAUCGAAGCAUGGGCCGCACCAUUCCAGCAGUCGGAUGGCAAGGAUCCUGCGAAGCCGACUCCCGAAUAUCUUGCGCCCGAACCACCCCGAUCGCCUGUUCCAAGCGUCCUAUAACCACCUUCUCGAGGCUCCAACAUGUAUUGACUGCGACCCAGCAAAGCUGCAACCACGAGGCGCACGCCUCUCUGACGAACCCAGGAUCCACUACGGAGUCAUCGCUUCGGGAAACAGGGUUAUGAAGGACGGGAAAGUACGGGAUGACAUUGCUCAGCGACUUUCGGCGCUGUGCUUCGAGAUGGAGUCAGCCGGCAUGAUGGAUAACCUCCAGUGCUUGCCGAUUCGUGGAAUUUGCGACUAUUCGGAUUCCCACAAGAACAAGGAGUGGCAAGACUAUUCUGCUGCAACUGCAGCUGCAUACGCGAGGGAACUGCUGGAAGGGCUUCCGCCUUCGUCCAGGCCACUUGAUCGGACUCCCAUAAUCAAUACCCUUGCCCUGGCCCGUCUCUUCUCCUCUAGUAUCAUGCUGACUGGGGAUGUGAGUAGUCGACUAUGCUUUGGAACGGCGGCAACGCUUGCUGAAAUGCCUUGA